CACAAUGGCAAUAGCUGGGGAAAACCCAUCCCCCAAUAAGAUUGCCCCAAUUGUUGCUGCCUAUGCCAUCCUCAUGAAUGCCAGGAAUGAAAAGUUGUCAGCGUGGCACAGACUCACAACAGUUGUAUCCAUCAAAGGGCACUUGGAUGACUCGGCACUAACACUAUUCAACCGCAUGGGGCUGACAAUGUCGACAUCAUCCAAACUGCGCCUACUGGAUGAAGCUGGUGAAAUGCUGGAAGACAACAUCGCCAGAAGUCUAAGAAAAAACCCACUUAUCAAAAUUACGGGUGACAAUUUGGACAUCUAUGUCAGAACAGGACAUCAUUCACUGGACAGACACAACAAGGACCUCCACACGUUUGCCUCAAAUAUCAUCUUCAGCAGGGUAGGUAAUGUUUGA
Messenger RNA from Dreissena polymorpha, 403 nucleotides. RefSeq lists its product as uncharacterized. The record is from RefSeq and is a predicted model, not a curated record. NCBI's taxonomy places the organism in Eukaryota, Metazoa, Mollusca, Bivalvia, Myida, Dreissenidae. Bases 5 to 403 code for a protein of 132 amino acids. The transcript is spliced from 2 exons.